CAGUUCCUCAGCGGAUGAUGUGUGCAAGUGACAUUUGCCGUUGCGGUUUGGGACAGUAGGCGAGGCGUCUCUGCAAACAGGUGUGCGGCUGCCCGAAACAGGCACACAAACGACUUUUUCCGCUUGUUUAGCGGAGGUGGACAUCCAGCACCGGUGCCGAAGCUAACGUACUCGUAGCGGGACAGGGAGAGGAGGGGGAGUCUUCUAUCAUUUUCAGUUAGCUUUGUAGUUGCAUUCGUUUUCGAAAAGGGGCACGGCUCACAAAGGGGAAGGAAUGGCAACUAAGAAACCAUGCACGGAUUUAACGAAAAGGAGCCGAAGUCCCGUCGUGCUGGAGGCAGAGAUGUUCAGCGAAUUUCAGGACUGGUGUCUCCGGACUUACGGGGACUCGGGUAAAACAAAGACCGUCACCCGCCGAAAAUACAACAAAAUUAUGCAGACCCUGCUACAAAACGAAGAGUCCGACGGCGUGUAUGUCGACAACAGCCACAUCAAUGCCAAAUUCAAAUUCUGGGUGAAGUCCAAAGGGUUUCAGGUCGGCAGCAACAUCUUGGGCGAGCACAACAAGAAAGAGACAUCGGGGAAGCCCGUCCUGUACGUCCCUGUCAAGACUACGUGUUCAGAUGGUGGGGGAACCCAGGACAGCUCUUUGAAGCGGGUCGCUGUGGUGGAGGAUUUUUUUGAUAUCAUCUAUGCCAUGCACGUGGAGAUGGGGGCAGAUCCUGGUAGAGCGCCCAAACACGCCGGUCAGAAGAAGACUUACAAGGCGAUUGCAGAGACUUAUGCAUUUCUUCCACGUGAGGCAGUGACCCGUUUUCUGAUGAGCUGCGGAGAAUGCCAGAAAAGGAUGCACAUCAACCCCAGCACUGCAGAGUUCAAAGAGAAUGACCGUCCCACCUCUCUGGUGCCUGACCUCAUUGAUUACAACAUGCCUCUUACUGCCACCUAUCUGAAACAGAUGAAACUACAGUGCAUGACCACCAAUGAGCAGGUAGAUGAGAGUUCGGUAAGCAGUGAGGAUUUGGACAUGGCUGAGCCCGCGUGGGUCUCUACUGAGCGCGCUCCAGCUGCAGAGCCUAGCAGCCCAGCCGCCCCAUACACAGAGAGGAUGCCAACACCCCCACAGGCCAACUUUAAAGAAGAGGAAGAUGACUCCUCUUCAGAGAAUGGCAGCACAGCUAACGGUCUCCCUGCUCUGACUCCGCCUGGCAGUGCUGCCAUGGCGACCGGAGGAGUUCCUGCAUCCGAGGGGGCGGUUCCAUACGGGGAGGUGAACGGUAAUGGAGCUGCAGCACCACUGGACUUCAGCAACACUUCAUCGUCCUCUUCCUCACAGGAGGGACAGCAGCCCGUCAAUCUGAGUGACAGACUGUUGCCGGGGGUGACGCUCGGAUCCUUCCCACCUGACCUCACCAGAAAAUUCCCUGUCAAAACUGAGUACGGUAGCAAGUCCCCUCAGUAUAGCUCAGGAAGCUAUGACUCCGUAAAGACAGAACUGAGCAUGUGUGGGGAGGACAUAACCCCUAGUCGCUCUCAGGUCAUAGAUGAUGAUGAUGAUGAUCACGAUGACCAUGACGACAGUGACAAGAUUAAUGAUGCAGAGGGUCUUGACCCUGAAAGGCUCAAAGCUUUUAACAUGUUCGUGCGGUUGUUUGUGGAUGAGAAUUUGGACCGAAUGGUUCCCAUCUCAAAGCAGCCCAAAGAGAAGAUCCAGGCCAUCAUUGAGUCCUGCAGCCGCCAGUUCCCAGAGUUCCAAGAACGUGCACGCAAACGUAUCCGAACCUACCUCAAAUCUUGUCGCCGCAUGAAGAAGGUUGGCUUUGAGACACGGCCCACGCCCCCUCACCUCACCUCCGCCAUGGCUGAGAACAUCCUUGCAGCCGCAUGUGAAAGUGAAACACGUAAUGCAGCUAAGAGGAUGCGCCUUGACAUCUACCAGGCCCAUGAUGAAACCGUUUCAUCAGACAAAUCCAGCUCCAGAGAUCCGGCGGCCCUGGCACACUCAGGCUUCUCACUGGCUGCCUCGGCUUACUCCCAGGACCAACUCUACACCAAUGGUGGACUUAACUACAGUUUCCGUGGAUACGGUACACUUGGCAACAGCCUCCAAAACAACGGUACACAACAAACCAAUGGUCCUACUGAUCUCAGCAUGAAAUCUUUGGCAUCCAACAGCACUUCCUCCUCCAGUUCAAACAGUCAUGGUCAGGGCGGAGGAGGCGGGGGAGCAUCCGCCCAGCUCAGCCCGCCUGAAGUCACGGCUGUUCGGCAACUUAUCGCAGGUUAUCGCGAGUCCGCAGCCUUCCUGCUUCGCUCAGCAGAUGAACUGGAGAACCUCAUACUGCAGCAGAACUGAAAACUGCACACGGUCUGGUGCUGCCUGUCUCUCUCUCAUACACACAUCAAUGCACACACACACAUACUGUAUGUACAUGCAAUGACAAGAAAGAUACAUGUAGCUAUGUGCACUUACACACAUACAGUACAAACACCUAAAACCCAUAUAGGUGGAGUUUUGGGGGGCGUGGCAGACUCAUUUUAUGUUCAUAAUUAUAACAUUUCAGCUAUUGCUAUUGCCAUUUCCCCCCUCAGCCAAAACUCUGCCUAUGCUAAAGCCUCCUCUUUUUUCACUCAUGGCCCAUCAGAGGUUUAUGUUCAAAAUAGUGUCUUUAUCAAAUUACCUUAUCCCUUGAGACCUUUCUGAAGGGCUGAGAUGACUUGUUGAGCAUUGUUUUAUGAUCAGAGAAUGCAACACAAAGCAAGACAUGUCCUGCAGUUAGUGCUUUCAGCAAAAAGCCUGUGGGACAGUCCACCACAGCGAGCCGAAACCUUUCAUCUUCAAGAAACAUUCUCUGUACUACAAACCCGUGAUGUCAUCUCAUGCCUAAAAGUUCUUUGCAACCAAGUUACACCAUAUCAAAUUUAUGAUCUCCUCUAUUUCUUAUUGAACUACAAAAGUUUCUUCGACCAAUGAGCCAAAACUUACACACCUCAGUAAUUUACGUUUUUCUGUUAUUAUAAAGAUAACCAUGCUGCAACUUUGAUCCAUAUUUAGCCAUUUAGAAACAGAACAGAUCCAAGAGAGAGGGUUUUUUUCAAGAUCUCUUCUAUCUGUUCGAUGCUAAUGAGGUUUGGGGAGAAGGUGCAAUGUAGAUGAUAAUCGUUAUAAUGUGUUGCUAUCUGAAAAUGUAUCAUUUUCAAUUAUAAACACAUUAAAUGUUGUUUGUACAUAUAUAAAUAUAUAUUCCUUACCCAUAUAUAAGAAUUUCCAUUCAAGCUUACACAUGCACAUUCUAAAGUCUACUUAAAAAACAAUGAUUGGUUAUUGCUAAAGGUGAUGAAUUCUAUUGGUUGGGAACGGUGCACCGUCAGACAUUAUGCAAAUGAAGCUGUGCUGAGAGGAACGCUUCAAACCCUUUCCUACAAGCUCUAUUGCCUUGGCAACCCUCCAUGCUCAGCACAUCAAUGCACUGUAGGAAAAUGUUUCACAGACAGAAGAACACAUGCGUGACAUCCACCUCCCAAAAUGAAGGACUUGUUGACAUAAAUUUAAAAAAAAAAAAAAAAAAAAUAUGGACCAAGGACUGCAUUUCUCGUGAUGCACUGCAUUGCAAAUACAUUUAGGUUGUGAAUGCUGCUCUUCUUUUCUAACCUCAUGACUGAGACACUUUCAUCUUCACGUGGACCAAUCCAUACAGAGGGACAUCUGCACACAUACUGUACUGUAUACACAUAGUGAGUUUGAGAGGAAGAAACGAAUUAUUGACAGGAAGGAUGAUGUCAUCAUGUCCUUUCUGUCAAGACCGCUAUGUUGAAUUGGCACAUUUUUGGCAGUGAUCGGUGGACUGGGAUAGGAUCACCCACAUAGAGGUGAGCUUGCGAGCUAGCAUUUCGUUCUGCCUGCCAUUUUUCAUGUUCACAAACGCCAUCUUUAAAAAACUGUAUAACAAAAAAGCAAAAGACAAUCCUUAAGAAUUAUGACUUGAUCCUCGUAAAACUGCAUAACGUUGUAUGAGAUCUCACUCCGACUCUCUAGCCUUUAGCAGAGUGACAGGGCCUUCAUGUGUUAACUCUUGUAGCCAUAGCUUGAACCGUGUCCUUUCUCUGCAACAUGUUUAUGCGGAACAGCAUUAUUCUGUUUUGAGCUGUAAAACAUUUCCUUUUUUGGAUGGGCAGUAUAUUUCUGCUGUCUUACCAUUGCAUUUGUUGUUACUGUUUGUAAUUUUUUAUUUGUUUAUUUAAUUUGUGCGACACUGAGGAAGAUCAGUGUUGCGAGUCUCAACAUUCCAAAUGAAAACCGUGCAUCUCAGAUUGGUCUCUGAGCGGCUGAAUUUGACAUCCAAAUGGAGAGAAAAGUAGCUAUAAGUUGCCUCACACAACUUGGUUUUGAUAUGUGGCUAUGAAGCCUGUUAUUACCUCUAACUUGGAUACCUUGAUGAAAAUAUCAAUUGAUAUGUGCAGGAUCAUUAGGAAUUUAUAUUCAGAUGUUAAACUUUAUAAAUUAUUCAGAUUGGUGAAAAACAUGGUAGCACUUUACAAUCCGCAAAGGAAAACGUACACAGAAGGAGUCAAAUGAGACGGAGCCUUAAAACCAUCUCCAUGAUUCUAAAUUAUAAAAUGCAGCUAAUCGUUCUCAAGCCAUAACCUCCUGUCUUCAUUUCUUCUGUGUCGUGAUUAUUUGCUGAAAUGUUCAAGUGGAUAUUUAAUAUUUAAGAAGAAAAUAGUAAACAGAUCUUAUGCUUUUAAGUUAUUUAUCACAUCCCCCUUUCAUGCCACAGAUUUAAAAAAAUGUGAGCUGCUCAGACAUAGUGUCUGAAUACUGACCAUCAAGCAAAAUACUUCAGGGCUUAUUCUAAAGUAAACGUUUUUGCAGGAAAACAAACAGUUUGAAAGUACAAAGAUUGUACUAGGCCCUAAAUCGUUUUUUUCUGCUUUUUUUCUACCUUUUUGUUCUUAAAUGACAUAAGUGUAUUAAGAUAGUUUUUACAUUUCAUUAAAGGGCGUAGACUACUAGAGCUCUGAUAUCUGAGGUUGGUGAACACAACACAUUCAACAGAAAAAGGUAAAACUGAAAACAAAAGAAAUGCUACAACCUUUUAUUUUUCUAUUCGGUGCAGUUAAAAUCUGCAUUCAGAUGUGGUAACAACCAUUGCCUGUGAUAUAUUUUAAUUUUGUGGUGCUUUGUAAUAUUAUUAUGGUAUUUUCUUUGUUUUUACUCCUGUAUUUACUAGAAACUGUAGGCAGAGGCUCAGUUUCUCUUUGUAUACCAGUGUGAAGCUUUGUAUGAUUUCUUUCUCGUUCUUGACUCAGUGGAAGUGUGUGAUGUUUACAUGUACAGAAUUUACGAUUUUCUUUGUUGCUGAAUUUUUUGUUGUUGUUGUUGUUGUUGUUGUUGUUGGUUCUGUUUGUCCUGGUAAAGCCCCGCCUCUUGUCCUGUUUGACGUGAUUUUUACUUAAGCUAGGGUCAGAUCUGAAAGGAGGGAAAAUCUUAACUGAAACCACAGUAAAGGCCUUUGCACACUUUUGUAUUGGAUUGCAGUCACACUCUCACAAAAGACAUGUCAUUGCUUUAAUCAAUGCAAAUGUGUUUUUAUUUGUUUAUCAGGAUAAAAACACUGUCAACCUAUACCAUGAAUGUUUUUCCACAUCCAAGGCAAACCAUCUUCUGUGUAAGGGCCUUUAAAUGUGAUUGCCACUAUUGAUGGUAUGCUGAAGAAGAAAGAGAGAGGAGGGACUUCUCAUCAGCACAAAGUGCACCACUAAUUCUCUUCCCCGCAAAUGUGGGAUUAAAAAGCCCCAUAUAAGAAUUCCCUUUAGUUAUUUAUGCUUUCUCUGCUGUUGUAGAAACAGCGAAAAAUCCUCUUGAUGUGAUGUCAUUUUUCAAUGGGAAUAUAAAGAAGGGGAGAUUCUUAAGCAGAUCCCACCCAACUCAUGUUGACAUGUGCUCUUUGGCCUCAGAGAGUUGGAAAGCCAUUCCUCUUACACCGUUUGUAUGUUUGGGGAACACGCAAACCUCAGGAACCCUUUGGAUCUGCGUUACUUUUUUUAACCAGAUCUGUACGUCUUUGCUGACGAGUCGUCCCUCUCUCCAAUAUCAACCCAGUUAUAUUGGAUUUGCUAUGUAUGUGUUUUGUUUGUUUGUUAAUUUUUUAUAUAUUUAUUGUGAUUUAAAAGUGAAUCUUCUCCAGUAAAUGUGGCUGAAUAUUUGAAAUCUUUAGAAAAGUGUUGAUAAACAUAAAUAUAUAUAUAUAAAUGUGUGUGAAACGACUAAAAUAUGGAGAAUAUUGCAGGUAAAAAUCAUUUUUGUUUGUUUAAUGUACACAAAGAAAAAAGCACAGGUGGGUGAUUUUCCUGCCUUUUACAUAUCACUUUGCAGAGAGACUCGUUCGAAGACAUUUUAAAAUGUUCGGUGUGGUGUCAUCGCUGUGAGACGAGAAAGCACCUGCAACCCGAGUUGGUCUUUCCUCCAGAGCUGUCUGAAUAAAAUCUGUGAACUG
Triplophysa rosa is the source of this 6497-nucleotide messenger RNA. It is a transcript of the gene nol4la, whose product is annotated as nucleolar protein 4-like a. The record is from RefSeq and is a predicted model, not a curated record. NCBI's taxonomy places the organism in Eukaryota, Metazoa, Chordata, Actinopteri, Cypriniformes, Nemacheilidae. The coding region runs from base 275 to 2356 and encodes 693 amino acids. The transcript has 11 exons.